GUCGAAAUUGCAAACAGCCGCUUGAAAAAAAUUGAAAAUCUUGACAGGCUGCGUCGUGUUGAGAAAUUAUGCCUUCGUCAAAAUUUAAUUAAGCGUAUCGAAGCCAUUGAUAUGCUAACAACGCUUACUGAGUUGGAUCUAUAUGAUAAUCAAUUGGAAAAAAUUGAAAAUAUUGACACUUUGGUCAAUCUUAGACAGCUUGAUCUAUCGUUCAAUGGAAUAAAAAAAAUUGAAAACCUCCAUCAACAGGAUAAAGUUGAAGACUUAUAUCUGUGUAAUAACAGAAUUAAAGUUAUUGAAAAUUUAGAGAACUUAAAAGAAUUAAAGAUGCUGGAGCUUGGAUCCAAUAAGAUUAGGAAAAUCGAGGGUUUUCAAAAUUUGCAAAAUCUAACAUCUUUGUACUUGGGCCGUAAUAAAAUUGCAUCCUUUGAGGGAAUUUGCUGUCUGCGUGGAUUGAAAACUCUCAGUAUCCAGUGCAAUCGUAUUGAAUCAUUGCUCGGAUUAUCAGAAUUGGUCAAUUUAGAGGAACUAUAUGUCAGCGAUAAUGGUAUUAAAACUAUAGAAGGACUGGAAAAUCUGACGAAAUUGACUAUUCUCGAUGUAGCUGCCAAUCGUAUCAGUAAAAUUCAGAAUCUUGGUCAUUUAACAUUACUAGAGGAGCUUUGGAUGAACAAUAAUCAAGUUCAAGAUUGGAACGAUGUUAAGGAGCUCGAUAACUGCAAAAAAAUUAAGACGAUCUACUUAGAAGCAAAUCCAAUUGCUUCUGAUCCCAUGUAUAGGCGAAAACUUAAACUGGCUUUGCCGUCACUUACGCAGAUUGAUGCAACUCUUAUCAUAUAA
Molecule: messenger RNA, 840 nt
Organism: Trichoplax adhaerens
Lineage: Eukaryota; Metazoa; Placozoa; Uniplacotomia; Trichoplacea; Trichoplacidae
Exons: 8
Molecular function (GO): protein binding
Source: RefSeq, a predicted model, not a curated record